AUGCGACCUAAUGUGCGCCUCUCGGCGAACCUCAGCAUGCUCUUCACCGAGGCUCCCUACCUCAAGCGCUUCGGCCUCGCCGCCCGUCACGGCUUCCGCGCCGUCGAGUCGCUCUUCCCGUACGGCGAAGCACCUGCGAGUGCGGUGGCUGCGGAGCUUGAGAGGCACGGGAUGGAGCAGGUGCUUGUCAACGCGCCUCCUGGCGACUGGGCCGGCGGCGAGCGCGGCGUCGCCGCCCUUCCGGAUCGGGGCGGCGACCACGAGGCGAGCCUUCGCGAGGCGUUUGUGUACGCCGCUGCAAUCGGCUGCCCGCGGGUGCAUGUGCUGGCCGGCCUGCGGCAGCAGGGUGCGUGCGAGCAGACCUUUGUCGAGCGGCUGCGCGCGGCUGCGGGCGAGGCCCAGUCGGCCGGCAUCACGCUCUGCGUCGAAGCUCUCAACCCUUCCGACGUGCCCGGCUACCUGCUGCCAUCGCAGGCGCGCAGGAGAAGGGAGGACGCCGCGCGCGUGGUCGACGCCGUCGGCCACCCGGCCUGCGGCCUGCAGUUCGACCUCUACCACCUCCAAAAGGCGGCCGCGCGGUGGCCGAGUGAGGCGGUGCGGUGCGCGAUCCGCACGUACGCGCCGCGCGCUGCCCACGUCCAGAUCGCAGGUCCGGAGGGGAGGCACGAGCCCGACGCGGCGGCUGCGGCUGCGAUGCUGGCGCUCCUCGAGGAGGGCGGAUACCGCGGCCACGUCGGCUGCGAGUACAACCCGGCGGGCGGAACCAGCCGCGGGCUUGCGUGGGCGGCCGCCUACGGCAUCGAGGCACCGCGCGAGGAGCCAGCGUGA
This is a messenger RNA of Emiliania huxleyi CCMP1516, 828 nucleotides long. RefSeq lists its product as hypothetical. Bases 1 to 828 code for a protein of 275 amino acids. The record is from RefSeq and is a predicted model, not a curated record. Gene Ontology annotation, molecular function: hydroxypyruvate isomerase activity. Gene Ontology annotation, biological process: glyoxylate metabolic process. NCBI's taxonomy places the organism in Eukaryota, Haptophyta, Isochrysidales, Noelaerhabdaceae. The transcript is spliced from 2 exons.